Diplodia corticola is the source of this 2139-nucleotide messenger RNA. RefSeq names its product amidase family protein. The coding region runs from base 1 to 2139 and encodes 712 amino acids. The transcript has 3 exons. Lineage: Eukaryota; Fungi; Ascomycota; Dothideomycetes; Botryosphaeriales; Botryosphaeriaceae. The record is from RefSeq and is a predicted model, not a curated record.
AUGGACGCCCCCUUCCCCUUCGACACCCUCACCACCACCGCCACCCACCUCUCCACCCUCCUCCGCGCCCAAACCCUCACCUCGGUCGAGCUCGUCGACGUCUACCUCGCCCAGAUCGACCGCCACAACCGCAAGGGCCGCCAGCUCCGCGCCAUCAUCUCCGUCGCCCCGCGCUACCACCUCUUCGCCCUCGCCCGCCGCCUCGACGACGAGCGCCGCGCCGGCCACACCCGGGGCCCCCUCCACGGCAUCCCCGUCGUCGUCCAGGACAACAUGGCCACCGACGUCUUCCUGCAGCAGCUCGACACCACCGCGGGGUCCUACGCCUUCGUGGGCGCGCGCCCGCGCCGCGCCGCCACCGCCGUCGACCGCCUCGUCGCGGCGGGCCUCAUCGUGCUCGGCAAGUCGAACCUGUCGGAGCUGGGCGGCCUCAAGAGCCCGGACAUGGCGCCCGGCUGGAGCGCGGUGGGGGGGCAGACGAGCAGCCCGUUCGUCGCGCGCCGCCUCGAGAAGGGCGUGCUGAUCUGGGACCACACGGCGCCGGGCGGGUCGGGCGCCGGGUCGGCCGUCGCCGUCGCCGCCGGCUUCGCGCCGCUGGCCGUCGCGACGGACACGGUGGGCAGCGUGCUCGCGCCCGCCAACCGCGCGGGAUUGUACGCGCUCAAGACGUCGGUCGGCGAGGUGCCCGUCGACGGCGUGCUGGCGCUGAGCAGGAGCUUCGACGCCGUGGCCGCGGCGGCCAAGAGCGCGGCCGACGUGACGUUCUUGGUCGAUGCCGUCAUGCAGCCGUUGCCGCGCGAGCUCGAGGCCGGCAUGCCGUUGCGGUAUCGCAUGUUUCAGGUGAGGGGCAGGUGGAACGGGCUGAGGGUGGGGUUCGUGGAUCCCGCGAUCUGGAGGGUCGGCAAGGAUUUUUCGAGGCUGAAUGCGGAUGCGGAGAAGUAUAUGAUGAGCAUGUAUGAGAUGGCGAUAUCGAGGAUACGCGAUCACGGUGCCGUGGUGUCGUAUCCCGUGCAGGCUCCCUCGCCGCAGGUCUUCAGGAAUAACGGACCCAUGAGCAGCUUCGAGAUAGUCGCCUACAAGGAGUUCAAAUCCAUCCUCGCCGACUGGUUCGCCAACCUCGACGACUCGCGCGUCCGCUCCCUCGCCGGGCUCAUCGAAUUCAACGCCGCCCACCCGGACAUCGAGCUCCCCAAGCCCUUCUGCCCCGACCAGCACGACCUCCUCACCGUCCUCGGCGAGAGCUCGCCCGACGCCCUCGUCCGCGACCACCUCGCCGCCCUCCGCCGGCUCGGCGGGCCCGAGGGCAUCGACCUCGUGCUCGACCACUACGGCGUCGACGUGCUCGCCGCGCCGGGCGACUCGGCCCUGUGCGAGCUCGCCGCCGCCGCCGGCUACCCCAUCGCCGUCGUCCCGCUCGGCGCGCUCCGCUCCAACGGCCGCCCCUUCGGCGUCGCCGUCACGGCUCGCCGGCACGCCGAGCCCAAGCUGCUGCACUUCAUGACGGCGUGGGAGAACGUGUUCCACCCCCCGCCCCCGCCUCCCUCCUCCUCAUCGCCCUCGACAUCCUCUCACUCCUCAUCCUCGCACUCCUCGCACUCCUCCCACCACCACCACCCUUUCCACCAAAACCAAAACAACCACCACCACCACCACUCCGCCCGCCCCACCCCCCUCCCCCUCUCCUCCGUCCGGCCCUACCCCCCCACCGACGAGCCCCUCCCGCCCGACGCCCCCAUCGUCGCCGUCAUCCUCAAGGAGUGGGACGCCCGCGACUUCCGCCGCAGCAGCGACGCCCUCGCCGCCUGGCUCAACGCCCGCUGGCGCAAGAGCGGCUACAGCCUCGGCGCCGAGACGGUGUACGAGAUCUUGAAGACGAACGGGCGGAAGGCGUAUAGGGGGUUGGGGGAUGAGGCGGGGGGUGCGUUUAGGAGGAGGGGGAGGUUUAGGGGGGAUGGGGAUGGGGGGGAUGGGGAUCAUGGGGGUGGGGGUGGGGGUGCUGGGGGUGCUGGGGAGGGUGAUAGGGGCGAGAUGGGGGAUUGGGGGGUGAGAGGCGAGUGGGAUGAGAGGAGGGAGGAUAGCAGUGGUGGUGAGGAUGGGGGUGGGGGGGAGGUGAAGCCGUUGUUUGGGGGGCCGUCGUGA